Drosophila mojavensis is the source of this 1086-nucleotide messenger RNA. RefSeq lists its product as uncharacterized. The transcript has a single exon. The record is from RefSeq and is a predicted model, not a curated record. The coding region runs from base 1 to 1086 and encodes 361 amino acids. Lineage: Eukaryota; Metazoa; Arthropoda; Insecta; Diptera; Drosophilidae.
AUGCAGUCGGGUACUCUGAAAAAUCCCAACGGAAAAUUGCCUUCUAGUAAACUCGAAGUAAAUUCUGGUGCCAUGAGACAAAAGCAAGGUGAAUUUGUUAAUGAGCUGCGGAAAAAUUCCGAGCAGACUAUAAAGUAUACUUACGAAGAGAAAAGAAAAGCUAGCAGUAUAUUAAAGCAUCAAAGGACUAGCAAUAUAACCAACCCAUCGGCUGCCUGGCUGAAGAAACUUGAAUGGGCGAAUACGGUGUUUCCGAAUUUUGGGCAGCAAGUCCAGAGGACUAAGCGACAGCAUUCACAAGAUGUGUCAGGACCGUCUGUUAAGCAUGCCAAGCUGCCGCCAACCAAAUCCCUCUUUGAGAUGACCAAGGAUAGCAUACUAAUCGGCGUAUUUGACCGGGGCCACGCUGAAGGCAGAAUUCCGAGACGAUAUUGGAAAUGGAUCGAAGCUGCCUUAGCAGAUAAGUGCUUUGACCUGCUCGUCGAGUCAGAGUCGGGUCCACCACCUAGCUGCAAGGAUGUCGGCUGGUAUCAAGGCAACGUGAAAAUCAUAUCAUGCGAUAGUCAACGAUCUGUGGAACUCUACAAGAAGGCGGUUGCAAACGUUGGGGAGGUCUAUCCUGGAGCUCAGCUGGUUGCCGUCGAUUGGAGUGAGGUGCCGAGCAGACCGCGAGCUCGAGUCUGGAUACCUGCGACGAUAAAGGAGCCGGAACGCAUUCUGAAAAUGCUGCAACUAUGCAAUCCGCAGCUGCCAACUCACGAUUGGAAAGUGGUCAAAGUGGAGGCGAACGAAGGAGCCGCAAAUCAGGUGGUUCUAGUGUUGAACAAGGAAUCAUUGGCACCUUUAGAGGCUUCCAACGGCGAACUAAAUUUUGGCUUCAGCUCGGUGGUCGUUAAGGUCUAUAAAUCAGACGUGACUCCUGGUAAGAUGACCAAUGAACAGCAUAUCGAAACUUCUGAAGCCGAACUCGAUGGCUAUAUGUCGGAUACAUCUACACUAACACGAGGAUUACAAGCACUGUCCUACGACGAUCAUGACGAUGAUGAUGAUGAUGACAAUGAUGAUUCCCAUUUGGUUUGGGACUAG